AUUCCAUUCAAACUAGCGCUAAAACUUUUUCAGCCUGAAAAAAAAACAAUCAAGAAACCUUAACUAGCGCAUAAAAAAGUUAAUAACGUAAUUAAAGCAAAAGUUCAUAUUGUGGAGACUUGAAGAAUUAGUUUUAUAUCAGACAUAAAUAAUACAGAUAAUAAGAUGGGAAAGGAUAAGGACGAACCUCAAGAAGAGUAUUCAGUCGAAAAAGUGUUACAAAAGAGAAUUCGUGGUGGAAAGGUCGAGUAUUAUUUAAAAUGGAAAGGCUAUUCCGAUGCAGAUAAUACAUGGGAACCAGAGGAAAAUCUCGAUUGUCCAGAAUUAAUUGCCGCAUUUGAGGAAAGUCAGAGAAAGAAGGAAGCAGCAGCUGCUGAAGCAAAAAAGAGGAAAACCACUGAAGCACUCGAUACAUCAAAGUCCAAGAAAAAGUCAGAUAGGAAAGAAGGAUUCGAUCGUGGUUUACUUCCUGAGCGAAUUAUUGGCGCAACUGACACUUCGGGCGAAUUAAUGUUUUUGAUGAAAUGGAAGGACACUGAUGAAGCCGAUCUCGUACCAGCCAAGCAAGCAAAUGUGAAAUGUCCACAAAUUGUCAUUCAAUUCUAUGAAGAACGAUUGACAUGGCACUCGAGUGGCGGUGAUAAGUAAACACACACACUUACUACAAGGAUAAUUUAAUUAAGGACUUUAAACAUUUAAAAAAAACUUUAUUUCGGAUAUGUUAUAAAUUCCCUUCUUUUUUAAACAUCGCUUCCGAGAAUAUUAAGGAAGUUCUUCUAUAUUUUUGAAUUCUGAUUUUCUCUAUUUUUUCUUUAAUUACACAUGGUUUUCCGAUUUGCUUGCUU
Chironomus riparius is the source of this 845-nucleotide messenger RNA. NCBI's taxonomy places the organism in Eukaryota, Metazoa, Arthropoda, Insecta, Diptera, Chironomidae. The record is from the annotation of a GenBank genome assembly.